This is a messenger RNA of Meloidogyne enterolobii, 1644 nucleotides long. The record is from the annotation of a GenBank genome assembly. Lineage: Eukaryota; Metazoa; Nematoda; Chromadorea; Rhabditida; Meloidogynidae.
UCACUUUUAGGCCGUUAUAAUGUUCUAGACGAUCCAAUGUCAUCAAACGUUCUUAAUCCUGGUUUUAUUAACAAUCGUAUCUGCAUGAAUUGUGGACGGUCAUUUCAGUCAGGCUCUAAUUUUGAAUUUGAUGGUGGUAGCGCUUAUAUGUGAAUGCUGAGGACAUUUUAGUUUUGAGGACGAUGAUAAUUAUUUAAUUUAAAGGUUGUUUUGAUCUCAAAAUUUUAUUUGGUUAUUAAAUAUUUCUAAAAUUUUUAUUUUUUUUUCGUUUAGUUGCUUUACUAGAAAAUUUUAUUUUUUAAUUUUAUUCGUUUUUUUUUGAAGCGUGUCGUAAUGCCAAAACGCUGAAUUACCAAACUCCGGUAUUUUUUUGAGUAUAUUGCCUUCUUCCUUAUUGUUGGUGUGAGUAUCAGUUAUUCCUUCCUUCUUUAUUAGCUAUUUUUGGGUAGGCAAUAAAAUUUAUUUUUUUUUCGAUUGCUCUUACAUUUUCGCUUGCAUUGCUUGAAGAAAAUAAAAGAUCGCAUGAAGAAGGAAAGAGAGCUGAGACUCAAACUACGUUAUGGAGGGGGGGGGUAUCCAAAAACUAGCCAGACCCCUCAAAGUAGACAGACCCUCCUUAUGACGUCAUUUUUAGAGUUUUGGCAUUUCGGCGCUUUUCGACGUUUUGGCAUUACGACACUUCCUUUUUUGUUCAUUAAAAAUAAAAGGAUGCUUAAAAAGAAGUUUACUUUAGUUGAUGGAGUCGAUAAAAUUUCUUCUCGUCUUCGUCCAGGCAGGCAUAUUUGUGGUUGCCAAGCACGUAUACACGAUUUAAUAAGGAAUUGUUUAAAUUGUGGAAGGGUAGUGUGUGAACAAGAAGGAAGUGGUCCUUGUUUUUAUUGUGGAACGAUUGUGUGUACUAGAGAGGAAAGACAGAUUCUCAAAAACCGAGAUAAUAAGGCUUUGGAAUUACUCAGAAAAUUAACUUCAAACCCUCAAUUACAAAAUUUUGAUAUUUUGGAUUCUGCAGGGAAUUUGGAGGAUAUUCAAUCAAUUCAACAAAAAUUGUCUUUGUCCUCUCUAGCAGAAAGUAUUCAAAAUGCACAGAAAUACAAACAAAAAUUGUUAUUGGCGGAUAAAGAUCAAGAAGUCACAAAAGUCAACGAUUUACAAUCCGAUUAUUUCUCACUGGAAUUAAACCCUUAUUUAACCACUUCUGAACGUGAAGCUAUAGUAAAAAGAAAAGAAGAAUUGAGACAAUUAGCUUUGCAAGCUAAAAGAAAUAUUUUGGUUGAUUUGGAUGUUGCAACUGGAAAAUUGGCUGAACAGAAAAAGUUAGAACAAAUCGAAUCCGUUAACGACCCAGUACUUCAAUCAAUUUUGGCUAAUUCUGUUGCUAAAAAUUUACAUAGAGAGCAAAAUAUAAGCAACAUAGAAGAAGAAAACAAUGAAGAAGAUGGUGAUAUGGCUUCAACAUUUAAGCCUAGGUACAACGCCGAAACAAGCCAAAGAAAAAUUCAACUUGAAGAAGUCUUUGCUUCCUUAUCAACAAAAUAUCCCAAAAAUUAUUUUAAUUUAAUAAAAGAGGAUGAAGAUGGAAGUGAAGAGGAAGGUGGAGGAUUAUUCUAUAAUAAAUUUGAAGAUAUUGCCUUUGACGUUAAAUAA